AUGAGCAAUGACACUGUCAGACCUGAUGAAUGCGAUGACGAGACGAACCGUACAUAUUCUACGAAUGUCCACUCCGAGAAACUGCAUUUGCCGUCAGAACCGAAGGACAAUCAGCCCUCGAGGUUGCUGGUUGGAGUUCGAGACAUGCAGCGGAGUAACUUGAUCACGUCUCAGCAGGCUGUCGCACCCGGAGUCAUGGUCCGAUCAUCCACAGCUGGAUCCCGCCCCAGUACGUUUGCUGCAGCCUUGUUCUUGUCGCAGAAUGCGAAACACGUUAUUGCUGUAGCCACUACAGCAACGACUGGGCAUACACGACGUCCCCGAAGGAACGGUUUCCUCCCAUUCUUACGAUGUCUUCCCCUCGACGACACGUGCUUCCGGCGAAGCCGAGCGCCCGAUUGUCCUAGCCAGAUUGGCGCCUCUCCUGAGCUACUCAGCCCUGCCGCACGUCGCGCAUCCCAAGACGCAGAAACAUCGAGAGGAGGAGGAGCUAAAGACAAUCUCCGUGGAGAAGGUGAACUGGGCCUGCGGGAUAUCCCCGAGGAGGAGUAUCUCGCCUGCGCGGCCUAUGCCCACGGAGAAAGAUGUUCCUGGGACCAUUGGGCAAGUUAGUUCGCUACUCAAUAGAGCUUGGGUCCAGAGCACGAUGACUGGUUCAGUCGAAACUAGUUAUCGGCCGAAGGGCCAAGGUACUUCUCAUUGCUGUUCAAGUAACCAUGACUUUUUGGUUUGGAG
Fusarium oxysporum Fo47 is the source of this 735-nucleotide messenger RNA. RefSeq lists its product as uncharacterized. NCBI's taxonomy places the organism in Eukaryota, Fungi, Ascomycota, Sordariomycetes, Hypocreales, Nectriaceae. The coding region runs from base 1 to 612 and encodes 203 amino acids. The transcript is spliced from 2 exons. The record is from RefSeq and is a predicted model, not a curated record.